Mya arenaria is the source of this 2672-nucleotide messenger RNA. RefSeq lists its product as uncharacterized. NCBI's taxonomy places the organism in Eukaryota, Metazoa, Mollusca, Bivalvia, Myida, Myidae. Bases 235 to 1755 code for a protein of 506 amino acids. The record is from RefSeq and is a predicted model, not a curated record. The transcript has 2 exons.
UGACGAGCUAUAAUUAUUUCUUUCAUCAACAUGAAGUACUGGGUGUAAUUUUAUACGUAUUGAAAUUCUAUAUUGAUCGCAUUCCUGUCGCAAUUCAGUUGGAUUCUUUUUGGUGUAUUAACAGAGUUGUUACCUGUCCUAAUGGAGUAUACGGGCUAGUUCAGCGGACAUACCUGGAUACUGGGGGUACAGACCACGGUUAGAGACGAGUCGAACGUGACACGAGGUAUCGCUAUGGGCGACCGGAAGAUUCCCCACGUGGAACAGAUCUUCGGUGGCGGGGAGGCCAAGCGGCCCAUGAACAUCCUCGACCGAAAGACGAGCUUUAAUGCCUUCAAAAGCAAACGGGCACCAGAGCCACCUGGAAACCUGCCAAAAAUUGGGAACUAUCAGCCAAAAAUGCUGCUGCAGCCUAAGUCUCCCACGGGAAAUGCUACUCAGGGAGUGAACAAUGUAAGAACUUUUGACAGACGGGAUAAUUCGCCGUCAUCUGCAGACAAACUCAGUAGAAGUCCCCCGCGGGCCAUGGUUAUAGGGGAUAAGGAUGUACCUUUACGCAUUGAACAUGAUACUGACAAUGAUAAUGACUCGAGCUUUCCGGUGGCGCCGCCUCGAAGGAAAAGGCGGGCACCAAGCUGCCCAGAUGAAAGCGACAUAGAAACACUGGGUAGUAGAAAUAACCCACUUUUCGAGCGGUCAGUCUCCCAGAGAUCGGACGAGGAAGUGUUUGGUAUGGAGGAGCAGGGUGGGGAUAUCGAUUUCGGAAGUGGUAUAGACAACCCCGCCUUCAAUACGAGGAGCAGGACUACUAGUGGCUCCUCGUACCAGAACAGUCGUGACUUCCGCUCUAGUCACGACGCCUCCCGGGACCACAGUCAUAGUCAUGGUCGUAUGAGUAGUAGUGAGCACAUUGUACAGGCACACGUGCACGCGGAAAUUGGCAAUAGUGAACGAGAACGGAGAAGUUCCGCUGACCGAAGGUUUUCACACGUGAAAACACCGGACAAUAUUGUAGGCAAUAAGGACUUACCGUAUAUUCCACCUCCAGACUACUACGACGAAGAGGUCACGAUGGACUUCGAGGAAGAAAGGGAUGCAUUUAUGGCGGAUAACAUGCUACAAAGGCGCCGUCAUCAGUCGGACAACAAGGACUUUCGGCAUCUGGAGGGCGAGGAUUUCGGUCGCUACCUCGAUGACGACUAUGAAUUUGACCGCCCACGUCAACCACCCCCUCAGGGAUACAGGAAGCAGCAUAAAUCGCAUUCUAUGCCGAGGGAGAGUAGACCGAAACCGCCAAAAGACAACAAAAAGAAGUCUAAGGGUGAACAAACAAAAAGAAAUACUAUCAGAGACUUCACAUUUUCUGAUUCAAAAAUAGGCUGGGGUGAUCGAACUGUAAAAAGCACGUCAGCUAAGGGACGGUACAUCAAACGUGAAAAGGACCGAAAACGAAUAGACACAAGCGGGCCCCAGAACGGUUCAGCGGUAGCGCAGGGCUCGUAUGAAGAGUUCCUGCGCGUGCGCAAUGGCAUACUGCCGGAGAGCCCAAACAGUAGCGACAGUGGUGUUGAGCUUGGGGAAGAGCGUGCACACUCAGACAUGUACAUACACAGCCAGCCAAAACAGAUGCGCUACCGAAAGUAUGAGGAGAAGCCUAACAUGUGGCAGCGCCUCACCUGGCGUUUCCGGAAGAACGUCAAUAUCUCCCGCCGCGAAAACCAUCGGGAACCGGAAAUACUCUCGGAACGCCUCUAGAACGGACCACACUCUUUUGAACACACUUAACGUUUAUACAAAAAUCUGUCAUAGCUAUAACGAAAGCAUUUAUUGCUGAAAGUUGUUGGAAUACAAGUGUUUAAGUGCAUAUAUGCGUGCCAAAAGCAAACUGCUAGCAUUAUGUAUAAAAAAAGCAGUUAUAGUCGUCUAGAUUUUCGAUUACGUUUUUCGAUGCAAGUGUAUUUAUUUGUCUAGAGGAUCACACAGACUGUUCGUCAUGACGAUAUUGUGCGGAUAUGAAAUAUAUGAAACUAUAAACAACCGAGGUAGCAUUCAACAGUUUAUGGAAGAAAGGACGACGGACACGUGCUGCUUCUCUGUAGCGUGUAUUUAGCCAUGCUGUCAUUACAAAGUGUUCAAGUUGAAACAUUAUUUCGUAGAAACGAAAACGUAUAUUUCAUAUUGUGACAGAUGUGCCGGUGCCUGGUUUUAUACUGCUGAUGUGGCCAAGUAUAAAUGAUUCACACAUAUUUUUCUUAAUAAAAAUCUCAUUUAUACAUGUAGUUAAGAAUUGUUAAGUUAACAGUUAUUAAUAUAUCCCAUCACAAGACAGGACUUCUAUUGAAAAGUGCAAAUCUUUUUAUUGUAUUUCCAAGUUUCCUGUUAACUGACCAAACUGCCCUGGAAUCUUGAUAUAACGGGUAUGCUCUACACAGAGUCAACUGAUUAAUACUGUAUGAAUACUAUUACAUAUGACUAUGUCUAUUUAGAAUCUUAUUCAUUUACCUACUAAUCGUUUGUAAGUAAAUAAUAUAACAUGUGUUUGGGGUAUCUUAUGGGGUAUUUUGUUUAUACAUAUCACAUUAUAUUAUACGUUAAAAAGUUUAAAUGAUAUAAUUGUUUUUUUCCAAUGCUCAUUUGUUUUUCUAAUUGCAUAAUAAAUUUAUGAAAGUUAA